Myxocyprinus asiaticus (Chinese sucker) is the source of this 3955-nucleotide messenger RNA. RefSeq names its product transmembrane protein 185-like. NCBI's taxonomy places the organism in Eukaryota, Metazoa, Chordata, Actinopteri, Cypriniformes, Catostomidae. The coding region runs from base 109 to 1164 and encodes 351 amino acids. The transcript has 7 exons. The record is from RefSeq and is a predicted model, not a curated record.
GCACUGAUGUGAGAGCAAUUAGCCUGCCUAUCAAUUUCACUCCAUUUAACUAUGGUCUAAAGAGGAAAACAUGAAUCUCCGUGGCUUUUUUCAAGAUUUCAACCCUAGAUGUGUCUGGCUAGUCCCACUGCAAAUGUGUUUUCUUCCAGUAAGUUCCUGAUCUAUGCAUGCCUGCUACUGUUCUCUGUGCUGCUGUCAUUGAGGUUGGAUGGCUUCAUCCAGUGGAGUUACUGGGCGGUGUUUGCGCCCAUCUGGCUCUGGAAACUCAUGGUCAUCAUCGGGGCUUCCGUGGGCACCGGGGUUUGGGCUCGCAACCCACAAUACAGGGCUGAAGGUGAGACCUGUGUGGAGUUCAAGGCCAUGCUGAUCGCUGUGGGAAUCCACCUCCUCCUGCUCACCUUUGAGGUGCUGGUGUGUGACCGUGUGGAAAGAGGUUCACACUUCUGGCUUCUGGUCUUCAUGCCCCUCUUUUUCGUCUCGCCCGUCUCCGUGGCGGCAUGCGUGUGGGGAUUCAGACAUGACCGCUCGCUGGAGCUGGAGAUUCUGUGCUCAGUAAAUAUUCUUCAGUUCAUCUUCAUUGCAUUACGACUGGAUAAGAUCAUCAGCUGGCCGUGGUUGGUGGUGUGUGUGCCGCUGUGGAUACUUAUGUCCUUCUUGUGUCUGGUGGUGCUGUAUUACAUCGUCUGGUCUGUGCUCUUCCUGCGCUCCAUGGAUGUUAUUGCCGAGCAACGGCGUACUCAUAUCACCAUGGCGAUCAGCUGGAUGACUAUAGUUGUGCCCCUGCUUACCUUUGAGAUUCUCCUUGUGCACAAGCUGGAUGGCCAUUAUAAUUCCAACUAUGUCCCUGUGUUUGUGCCUCUCUGGGUGUCUCUGGUGACUCUAAUGGUGACCACGUUUGGCCAGAAAGGAGGCAAUCACUGGUGGUUUGGCAUCCGCAAAGACUUCUGUCAGUUCCUCCUUGAACUCUUCCCCUUCCUGAGGGAGUAUGGCAACAUAUCCUAUGACCUGCAUCAUGAGGAUUCAGAGGUGUCUGAAGAGAUGCCCAUCUACGAGGCACCUAAAAUUGCUCCCAUGUUUCGGAAGAAAACAGGUGUGGUGAUCACCCAAAGUCCUGGCAAAUACUUUGUGCCACCACCCAAACUGUGCAUCGACAUGCCAGACUAAUAUUCAGCACUUCUCGUUUGACUGUUCAUGAACAGUGAGAAGAUAUAGCACUAUGCAAUGGGGUCUAUGUCAGGACAUACCAUUAAAGAAGAAACGUACAAUCCAGCAACAAAGACUUUUCUUCUGAGAUCCUUCUGUGGUGAAGAUUCAUGAGAAAAGUCUUUCUUGUGGUUGAGUUAAGCUCAAAUCUAGAGUGUAGUUAUUGACUCUCCCUAGUCAUUUUGUAUGUGCAUACCAUAGCCUUGUGUUUGAUGGCAUAGAUGGGACCUGUUGCCUUCUGGAGUGGAUUGAUUCAACUUUCCUCAAGAACUCUCCACGAGACUGUCUAAUCUGUAAUUAAGGAAAGGGUUUUUUUUUCUACCUGGUGUGGAGAGUGGAGAUGAAUUUUCUUUUUUCAACAGUGCUGGAAAAAAAAAAAAACUUAAAUCAGCCUAAGCUGGUUUGCUGGUUUGUGUUGGUCUCCCAGCCUGGUCAAGCUGGUCUUGAUGCCUGGCAAGCUAAAAGAUACCCACAACCACUCUUGGACCAGCUAAGCUGAUGCUGGUUUUAGCUUUUUUUUUUUUUUUUUUAGCAGGGAAAUCCAUAUAUGGUACAGACUGUCCGCUAUUCACCUGUCAGUCCUAACUAUUCAGCUUUGUUGAUGUUUGGUCUGAUGUUAGUGCAAUAUUUUUCUCUGUGCAAGCCUUUCUAUAUGUGUCGUUCCCUUAUUUGCACUGUGAUUGCAGCCUUUAGGGGGAGCAAAGUUUAAAGAUGAAUCUGAAAUUGUUCCCUGUUUAUUUGAGAGUAGGGGUUCAUCUGGUCAUAUGUGAUAGGAGCCAUCAAAGGACCAAAAGAUCACAGUCUUAAAGGGAUAGUUCACCCAAAAAUGAAAAUUCUCUCAUUAUUUACUCACUCUCAUGAUAUCCCAGGUGUGUAUGACUUUCUUUCUUCACCAGAACACAUCUGAAGAAAAAUAGAAAAAUAGCUCAGCUCAGUAGGUCCUUAAAAUGCAAGUGAAGCAGCAAGUGCAAGUGAACCGGAAGCAUGAUUUAGAUUUUAAGAGUACUUAAAUGUUGAAAAGCGAUCGUGUUGCUUUAGAUGACAUUAAUUUAACCACUUGAGUCGUAUGGAUGAUGUUUAUGCUGACUAUCUGUGAUUUUUGGAGCUUCAAAAGUCUGAUCACCAUUCACUUGCAUUUUAAGGACCUACUGAGCUGAAAUAUUUUUCUGGUUUUUCUUCAAAUGUGUUCUGCUGAAGAAAGAAAGUCAUACACACCUGGGAUAUCAUGAGGGUGAGGAAAUGAUGAGAGAAUUUUCAUUUUUGGGUGAACUAUCCUUUUAAGACUGUGAUCUUUUGGUCUUUUUUGUGCAGUUUUUGGGGUCUCAUUAAAAUGCGUUUAGGUCAUAUUUCCCCCUAAAAUUGAAAGACUAUAUAUAUAUAAAUAUAUAUAUAUAUAUAUAUAUAUAUAUAUAUAUAUAUAUAUAUAUAUAUAUAUAUAUAUAUAUAUAUAAUUAAAGAAAUGUUAUUUUGCAUAAUGAAAAUAAAGACUAUUAAGAUAUAUAUUUUUCCACUGUGACAUUAUUUUCAUUACAGUUUAGCACAAUUUCCACCAAAUUCCCAUCACUGUAAUGUGUCUGAACAUUUAUUUUUGAAUUUAUUUGUAAUUUUCUUAAUUUAGAUUCUCUAAAUGUGUCUGGACAUUUUUUUAUUUUUUUUUUAUUUCAUUUAAUCUUUAUAGUGAUUCUCAUUACCGUAAUGUAUCUAGACAUUUUACUUUUGAUUUCUUUUGUGGUUUCCAUUAUUCUUAAUUGUGCUUCUCAUUACUGUUAUGUGUCAUUUUACUUUUGAGUAUUUUUGUCAAGUCCAUUAUUCACAAUGGAGAUCCAAUUAGAUUCUUAUUCCUGUAAUGCAGUAAUAUUUAUUUACUGUAUUACAGUGAAAACACUGUAAUACAAUGAUUUUUAUUUCAAUCAGCAUUUUAAUAUUUAAUAUUUAAUAAUAGGCUAAUUGAAGGAAGUAUAACAAAUGCUACCAUGAUGUAUAAAUGUUACAAUUUUCACAUUACAGAAGAAUUCGAUUUUUCAUUUUGGUCUGAAAAAUUACCUGGACAUGUUCUUGACUGGUUUUGUGAGAUUAAACCUGUUGCUCAACCCAGUUUAGAACUUUCAAAAGUCUGGAAGACUGGACUCGAAAGUCUUCAACUGAAAGAGUACAAUACAAUCAUUUCAUACAGUUUGAUCAAAUGCACCCCAUAUUCUCUUUUUGAGAAUAUAACCACUACCUACAGACCCUGUUAUUACUGUAUAUUCCCUGUAAUCUCAGUAAGGCAAAACCAUUAAUUAAGUUGGCCUGAAACUGCUGUACAGCACUGAUUUGUUCCAUCUAAUUUGGUCCCAUUUAGUGUGAAAUAACAGAAAAAAAAAAUAAUAAAAAUAAAUAAAAACUUUUAAGUCCCUUUUUAUAGAUAUGUGUCAUUGUUAAUUUAAGUGUUAACCAGUUGCAGUAUGUUCCCCAUUCUCCAUCCAGAGCAUAAAGGAUUUGUUUUAAAAUGUAUGUUUAUUGUCAUGCCAGAAAAUAUUAGCAUUGUUUAAUGGCUGCUUUCUAGUAGAAAAUGUGCUAGUUGCUUUCUCAGCUGGUCUGAGUGAACAGCCAUAGAAAUGUACUUUUUUUGGAUGUGGACCAAUAUCGCAGUUUUAUAUGUUCCCCAAUGUACACAUUACCACUCUUGAUGUUCAUGGUGUCCUUUCCUUUGUAAAGGCAAACAUACCGUAGCUUUCAACAGUGCCUCACAUUAAAAUGUUAUUGUUUACCA